Molecule: messenger RNA, 3277 nt
Organism: Vombatus ursinus (common wombat)
Lineage: Eukaryota; Metazoa; Chordata; Mammalia; Diprotodontia; Vombatidae
Gene: IL36R
Product: interleukin 1 receptor like 2
Exons: 11
Coding region: 394-1824 (476 amino acids)
Biological process (GO): signal transduction; regulation of inflammatory response
Molecular function (GO): interleukin-1, type I, activating receptor activity
Source: RefSeq, a predicted model, not a curated record
GAAGCAGCCGUGAGGAGGUCGGGAAGCUCUCACCCAGAGAGCUGCUGCCUGUUCCUGGGACACCUGGGAUGGAAGGAAGCGGUGCAGGCUUCCUCCAGUGUGCUCAGGGAGCAGAUGCCUGGAGGCCGGCCAGUGGUGCAUAAUGCAGCGUCUUGGACCUAGAGUUCCCUAGGAGGAGAAGGCUACUCAAAAUCCAGCUUUGCCGGCAAAUCUUUUCUCCAAGAACACAGAGGCGGUCUUCCAGCUGCAAACAUUGUCACCCCUGGUUAGUUCUCUGGGGCCCCACCCUUUGGCUCCGGCUACUUCGGGGAGAUCCUAAAGCCGGAAAAGCUGGGUGACUCUCGGCUGCUACAAUUGGCACCUAAGCACACCCUAUCCUCUCUGUAGCCAAGUAUGGUGAUUUUGUCCUGGCUUCUUUCCGGUUUCAUCUUGGCUUUUCUUCACUUUGCCAGAUCAGAGAAAUGCAAAGUCAGCACAGAAAGUCAACAUUUUGUAGCAGGGCAGCCUUUUGCUCUUUCUUACACAAUCAUAGAAGUGAAGAACAAUCAUGGGAAUGUGACUUGCUAUAAAAAUUCAAGCGAAACUCCAAUAACUCUGGAUAGAAAUUCCAGAGUCCACCAGUAUCUGGGUUGGAUUUUAUUUCUUCCUUUGACAUUGGAAGACUCAGGAAUAUAUCAAUUUGUCAUAAGGGAUUUAGGUAGCUGUCAGAAAAUCUUCGUGAACCUAACUGUUCAAAAUAGGAGUAGUGGUUGGUGUGGUGAUUCCAACAAAGACCUAGCAGGGCUAGCAGAUAAUCACAACCAACAAACAUUAUAUUUGGGGACAACUAGCAUUCUUGUAUGCCAUAUAGUUACCCUUCCAAACAGUACUUUAAGCCCAACACAGUGGUAUAAGGAAUGUAAGCCUAUUGGAGACAAAAAGAAAUAUAUUUCAAGGCAUUUGGCUCUCUAUAUAGAAAAUACAUCAACUGAGGAUGCAGCAAAGUAUUUAUGCAGAACAAAGCUAACAUACAUGGGAAAACAUUAUGACAUUUUAAAUAGAAUUUCUACAACUCUAUUAAACAAAAUAGGAGGAAGGAAAGAACCUGAAAUUAUCUAUCCAAGAAAUAAUUCCAUUGAAGUACAGCUUGGUUCUCCUCUUAUUGUAGACUGCAAUAUAAAGGAUGGGAAAGAGAAUUUGAAUCAUAGAAGUUGGAGUGUCAAUGGCACUUUGGUGGACUUUCUCAAUUCUACCCGAAUUAAAGAAGGAAUUGAAUCAAAUGUUUCUUGUGGGGAAAAAUACUAUUUCUAUACUGUAAAUAUCAGCUUCUUAGAGGUGAGACAAGAAGAUUAUAAUCGUCCGUUUAUAUGUAUGUCUGGAUCAUCAGCAGCAUUUAUUAUGUUCAAGCAUCCAGCUCCAAAUGUUCAAGGAUACCUGAUAGGAGGGCCCAUUGUUGUGUUGUGUGUGAUUGUGUUUGUUAUGUGCACAUACCACAUUGUCAAGGUUGACAUUGUGCUUUGGUAUCGGAGCACCUUUCAUUCUACUUUGAGUAAAGAAGAUGGCAAGCUCUAUGAUGCUUAUGUUUUGUAUCCAAAACCUAAAAUUGAAAGCCAGAACCAAGAAAUGAAUAUUUUGGUACUGAAGAUCCUACCUGAAGUCUUGGAGAGACAGUGUGGAUACAGGCUGUUUAUAUUUGGAAGGGAUGACUUACCAGGACAAGGAGAUUGCAAAUCAUCCUUUGUAGAGAAGAAAAAUGGUGACACAAAAACAACUUACACAGUGACCUCAGCUGACAAUGUAUGCAGCAUUCUGCCUAAUUGUAGAGUCCUCUGCCUAACUACCUAGAGCAGAGAAGCAUGUUUCAUUUCUUCUCUGGGUCCAAAUAAUUAUUUUGAUUACUUGGAGUUCAGCUUCCUUUUGGUGUUCUGUUCACUUACAUUAUUGUAGUUAUUUUCUAUAUUAUUCUUUGGACUCUUUAUUUCCUCUCUAUGUCAGUUAUAGAUAUCUAUAUUAGAAUGCCCAAUUCAUAUUGCCACAAACCUAAGCACUAACCUGGAUGAAUAGUGAAGUAAAAAUAUAGACUAUAUUGGCCAUCAGCUCACCCAGGCUAGCUGGGUACACAAGACAUUGUGUAGCUACUGAUGAAGAGUAUUGAUGAGACACAGUGGUGAGCUAUAUGUCAUCCUCCAUUUUUUAAAGUUGUGAUAUAACUAUGUUGUUAUAGGAGUAAAUUUUUUGACUGAGAGGAAAAUGUAGUUCUAUAUCCGUUCAUACAAAUCUUCCAUUAUUUCUUUAAGUUCUUUGUGCUUGUAAUUAUACUUCAUUAUAGGCAUUAUUCUACAAUUUGCUUAGCAAUAUUCCUUGAUAAUUCAAUGCCUAUCCCUCUCAUCUUCCAGUGAGUGUCAUUGACAGUUGAUUAGAGAAGGGCAAAUUUACAAUUUUCUCUCCCCUCCUUCUUCCCCUAGUUCUGGGUUAAGCGUUUACUGCCCUUAUCAGCACUUCUUAUGGGCCUAGAACUAACCCUAUAUCCUUCUGGUUGAACCCAUGUAUCCUUCCGAGGCUACCUGAGUGGAGUUAUUCAGUUUACACAGGGCUGCUUCCCCUGACAUUGGAGCAUCAUAAGAGCCUAGAUUCCAGGUAGAAGGGACCUUAUGGUCAUUAAAACUAAGUCUCUCAUUUAACAGGUGAGAAAAUUGAAGUCCAUUAAGGUUCAUUGAAUUGCCUAGUCACAAAGUUAGUAAGUUUCCAAGUUGGGAUUCAAACCAAGGUCUUCUUGAAUUUAAGGUCGAUAUUUGAACCAGUAGAGUAGGCCCCAUUCUCUCCCAUGGUAGAAUAGGAAUACUUCCAAGAAAGCAGGAUAGAUGGAGGGAAGCCAAGCACUACCUCCAUGAGAAUUGCAGUACACCAAGAAGAGGUAAAUUUAUAGUCUCUGCUACAUGUAUGCUGAUGGCCAAUAUAAUCUGUAUCUUUACUUCACUAUCCAUCCAGGUUAGUGCUUUGGUCUGUGGCUAUAUGAAUUGGCCUUAUGACAUUCUAAUUUUAGACCAGAUCAGACUUUUAAAGAGGUAGAAAAACUCAACCUUAAUUCAGUGAGCAUUUAUUAAGCUCCUACUAUGUUCCAGUUAUUGUGCUAGGUCCUGUAUAAAUUAAAAAGGAAAAAAAAAACAGUCCUUAGUCUCUAGGAACUUCUAUUCUAUGGAGGGAAUAGUAUACAAGGAUAAGCAGUUAUGAAAUAUAUACAAAGUAAAAAUAAAAGUGGGCAGCUAGGUGGCACAAUGGGUAGAGCACUAGACCUGGA